Molecule: messenger RNA, 1067 nt
Organism: Amphiprion ocellaris (clown anemonefish)
Lineage: Eukaryota; Metazoa; Chordata; Actinopteri; Pomacentridae
Gene: prdx2
Product: peroxiredoxin 2
Exons: 6
Coding region: 155-748 (197 amino acids)
Biological process (GO): cell redox homeostasis; hydrogen peroxide catabolic process; cellular response to stress
Cellular component (GO): cytosol
Molecular function (GO): thioredoxin peroxidase activity
Source: RefSeq, a predicted model, not a curated record
UCCUCUUCCUGGACCGCCGCCGCUCCUGCGCAUAUCUUCCGCGCAGGACGUUCGUCCCUCCUUCGACUCCUCUCUUGUGCUGCUGCCAGCCGCAGACCUCCACUGCAAACUUGUCUUCGGCUUUACGAACAGACAGUAAUUUGCUACCAACACCAUGUCCGCUGGAAACGCUCAGAUUGGCAAGCCUGCCCCAGAAUUCAAAGCCACAGCUGUAGUGGAUGGGCAGUUCAAGGACAUCCAGCUGUCAGACUACAGAGGGAAGUAUGUGAUCUUCUUUUUCUACCCCCUGGACUUCACAUUUGUGUGCCCCACUGAGAUUGUGGCUUUCAGCGACAGGGCAGAGGAGUUCCGCAAAAUCGGCUGCGAGGUCAUUGGCUGCUCCAUAGACUCCCACUUCAGUCACUUGGCAUGGAUCAACACACCAAGAAAGCAGGGCGGUCUGGGCAGCAUGAAUAUCCCACUUGUAGCAGACCUCACCAAGUCAAUCUCCAGAGACUACGGUGUGCUGAAGGAGGACGAUGGCAUCGCAUACAGAGGUUUGUUCGUGAUCGAUGACAAGGGUAUUUUGAGGCAGAUCACUAUCAAUGACCUGCCGGUUGGUCGCUCUGUGGAUGAGACUCUGCGUCUGGUCCAAGCUUUCCAGUUCACUGAUAAACACGGAGAAGUGUGCCCUGCUGGCUGGAAACCUGGAAGUGACACCAUCGUCCCUGACGUCGAGAAGAGCAAAGCCUUCUUCUCCAAGCAGUAAAAUGUGAAGGUGUUCUAUCCAGCUCAUUUCCUAUCCUUAGCACUUGCCUUCAGAUGAGAGGUGUCCCUGUGAAGAAGUAUCUCAUGGCGUCCAAUCUAUUCUAUUAAAACAAAUUCCACAGCUUCUUUAGAAGGGGGAAAAAACACAUUUUUUGCAGUUAUCUUUGUAUGUCCAGUAUACAAUUGGUGGGGUAACCUCAUAGUCUCAAGCACUGAAAGUAUUGUUGUUUUGUUCCUUUUUCAAACAAAGUAUUGAUAUUUUUCUUUGCUGUCAUUGAUAAUUUGCUACCAUCUUUAUUAAAACAGUGGGAAAACAAUGA